CAACUUCAAGGCGAGUUGAGUGAGCAGUCACAAUUUCCGAGGCGUAAAAUUGCCUCGACGUAUCGAGAGUAUUAUUUCGCGAUAUCAUGGGUGGAUUGAUAAUUGUUCGGGAAUUUUUCUGUGUUCGCAGCCCUUUAAAAGGGACCACUAAGGAAUAGGUGCGUGACGUCAUUGCGUUCUUUGUGGAUAUUUUGUUGUGGAAAUACAAGUGCGAGACGUUUGCUCGAUCGGCGCGCUUUUCAGUUCAAAAGUAGUUUUAUUUCUGGAAAUUUUCAAAAUAAUCUAGGAAAAUGAGUUCCGCGGAAACCAAGACAAACAAUAGAAAAAUUAAUAGGACUGAUAGUGAAGUGGCAUGUGAAGAAGCAGCCCGUUUAACAGCAGAACAACAAGAAGAUGAAUUCGAGGAUGAGUACUGCUAUUACCACGAUCUUCCGCCCCCUCCCGAUGGGGGGUACGGUUGGGUCGUGGUAUUCGCUUCGUUCAUGUGUAACAUGAUCGUGGACGGUAUAGCCUAUACGUUUGGUAUUUUCCUCUCCGAUAUAGUAUUUUAUUAUGAUGAAACUAAAGGAAGAACGGCCUGGGUGGGAUCCCUCCUUUCGGGAAUGUACCUUAGCGCGGGUCCGCUAGUAAGUGCUUUGACGAACAAGUUCGGUUGUAGAGCAGUGUGUAUUUCGGGAAGUAUUAUUGCCACUAUUGCUUUCGUAUUAUCGAUAUUCAGUCCAACUGUGAACUGGCUUAUGUUUACGUAUGGAUUUAUAGGAGGAAUCGGUUUCGGUUUGAUCUAUCUGCCGGCAGUAGUUUGUGUCGGGUACUAUUUUGAAACAAAGAGGUCGCUAGCAACGGGAAUAGCAGUAUGUGGAUCAGGUGUAGGUACAUUCACUUUCGCGCCUCUAGCUACUGCUCUUUUGGAAGAAUACGGUUGGAGAGGUGCAAAUCUUAUACUGGCAGGGCUGAUUCUCAAUUGUAUCUUAUUUGGUGCUUUGAUGAGACCAUUGGAAUAUCCAAAAGAUGGCGGAGAGAAACCUCUUUUGCAGCGAAUGGCAGAAGAACGGAAGUUGGCGAUGGAAAGAGGCAGUAUCGGUGGAUCUUACUUUAUGGUGCAACUUCCUGAUGGAACUAUGGAGAAAAGACAGAAGCAACCUAUUAAUAGAGAUCCUGGAGUUCAUUCUAGUUUAGCUUUAGAUCAACUAGCUGCAGGAAGUAAUAUUACACCAAUUCCCACUGUACCUACGCUUCCAACUAUAACAGAAGCUAAAGUCACCGAACAUAGCGGCAGCUCUGGAACACCUAGUCCAAGAGAAAGUAUUACGGAGAUGAAAUCCGGUAAAAAAGUAGAAAACGGUCCGUCGGAAACAAGCCAAAGAGUAAGAAGAGAUUCGGAUAACAGCGCCAUCGAAGUACCUAGAAACCCUAAAAUUAUACCUAGAAAUGCUAGUCAACCGGCUUUUACAACGCACGUUCAAGGUUUACCGAAGAAUGGAUCUGUGCCUACUUUUGAUAGAAUGAGGAAAACUUCGUUCGGAGAGAGGUUCAAACCAACGUUAGUUCCUAUUAUAUCGUCUUCGAGAAAUGCAGUCAACAGUUCCAACGGAGAUAUGAGAAGAAAGAGAAACGACUCCACUGGUUCAUUCAUCAGUAGAAAUAUUAGCAGGAAUGCAAGUGAUGUUGAUGUCGAGAGUUUGGCAUUUACCUCCAAAUUGUCGAUCAAUAGUCGCAGAGAGCCUCGUCAAAUGGUCAGGCCACUAUCUAGGAAGGAUAUUUUUUAUUCUGGAUCUGUUUUGAACUUACCAGAAUACAAAUCUCAGAAAUCCCUGACCAACUACAGACAGAGCAUAUUGAGCAUACCCCAAAUAAAAGGAGAAGACGAUGGCACACCUGGUGAUAUAUGCCCUUGCCUGGUAUUACCUGAUAGUUUUAAAUCUGCACUGUCGCAAAUGUUGGACGUGAGCCUGUUGAAAAAUCCAGUAUUUUUAAUGAUAGGAAUUUCGAAUUUGUUCGGAAUGGCAGGCUUGUACAUACCUUUCGUCUACCUUGUUGAAUGCGCUAAAUUAGAUGGAAUUGAUUCUUCUAAAGCAUCUUUUUUGCUUUCCAUUAUCGGUAUAACAAACACUGUGGGUCGUCUGGUAUGCGGAUACAUAGCUGAUUUUCCACAAGUCAACGCACUCUUUGUUAAUAACUGUUGUUUAAUUAUAUCUACGAUAGCUGUAGCUUUAACUCCCUUAUGCCACACGUAUGGAUUGUACGUCACCGUAUCAAUCUUUUUCGGAAUCGCAGUAUCUGGUUACAUCUCUUUAACCUCAAUCAUCCUAGUGGAUCUGCUUGGCUUGGAAAAGUUAACCAAUGCGUUUGGUCUUCUGAUUCUUUUCCGAGGAGCUGCAGCCAUAAUUGGUUCUCCGCUAGCAGGUGCCUUAUACGAUGCAACCAAUUCCUACGAUGUACCUUUCUAUGUAGGAGGGGGUCUUUUUGCCAUUUCAGCCGUUACUAGCUUCUUAGCACCCUGCCUGAAAUGCUUUGUUCCCUCCGACGAACCAGCACCCGGAGACGGUGACGCUCUCACGCCUAUUGAUGAAGACGAUGAGGAGGACGAUGAACCAAUAACGAUGGGAGGGGGAAGUGCGAAGAACGUUAUUCCCACGAUAGUUGAAACAACUACUUCAUCACCUGAUGAAAAGGAAGAGAUACAACUGAAAGAGUCUGUUUUAUAAGUAUAUUGGUAGUAGGUUCAUGUGUUGAUUAAGAUGCCAUCGCCUGGAAAAAUGUUUACUAAUUAUUGGUUUUUCGUUCAAGUACGGUUCUUAAAUUUUCCUCGUUGUAAUGUUACAGUCCUUUUUAUGAGGUACCUAUAGGGAUAAAACGCGGCAAAACUAGCGUUUUGUCAAGAGAGAGUUGUUACAUUCUGAUCAACCAAGGAGGUACACUGAAUUGGACGGCAUUUGUAAUCUCUUUAGAUAAUAACACUUUAAACCUUACAAGAUCCAUCCUACGCGCUGGAAUAUUCUAAUGUCAGCCUAAAGUCAAUGUUGUCAAGAUAUUUGCUUGGUAAUUCGAUCAUAAAAAACGAUAGUACUAUACCAUAAUAUAGUUCAAUUUAAGAAUUGUAUGUUAAUUAAAGUUAUGCUGAUUUAUAUGCAGCUAAGAGUUGUCUGUGAUAUUGACAUGAAACUACAUUCGCGUUUUUUUAAGGGAUUGAAAGAACUUUUAUAUACUUUGGAAUUAAUAUUAAAUGGUAUAUUAGAUAUCAAUUUUUGUACGUAGCACCCCAGCCACCACUUCAAUAUUUUAAAGCUCUUAACAGAAUAUAGUUUUAAUUUCUUCUCUUUAGGAAAAUGGCAACCUUUUUUGUAAUAUAAAACAAGGUACAUGCCAGGGAGAGAAUUUAGAGUAUGCUUGUAAUGCCAAUAUUAUUCAAUAGUUUCAAUUGUAUUUACUCGUUGUGCGUCCAUUCUGAACUUUUCAAUGAACACAAAAUAUCAGGAUUAUGGAGAAAAUUUACGAAACAGCUUAAAAUAAUAAUCUGGGAAGAAUCAAAUACAAGAGCACAAAAGAAAAACGUGAAGAGUGAAAUUUACAGGCCACAACCUACGUACAAAUUUAGAUUUAUGUUCAAGAAUAAUGGAAACUAUAUCCAGGAACGUAAGAAAAAUAAUUGAUAAGACCACGUAAUAAAAGGAAGGACAAGGAAAAACUAAAAACAAUAGCAUUGCUUAAAAAAACUGUAGAGAUACUUAGAGAAAACUGAAUAAGAUUUGAGAAAAUGUUAUAUAAAGAAAAAUCGUAGAAAAGUAGGUUAAAUAUGAAUAGCGUAGCCUUUAAUCCGUUACCUUUCUUUUAACACUGAAUAUGAUGUACAACUAUUCUCUAAAAAAUGUAUUCUAGAUGCUUAUCAAAAAUUGGUCAAAUAACUUAAAAAAUUGUAACCCGUAUAAAGUACGAAAUAAUUUAACAUAACUGAUAAACAUUUUUCAGGUGAUAAAAGUAACUGAUGCCAUUAAUUGUUUUACAAAAAGAUAAUUAUAUAUAACACUUGAUGGAUUAAAGAGAGAUAUCCAUCUACAAAUUAUGUAAGUUAACAUGUCGAAGUUUUAAAAAACUGUUUUGGAAAUUUAUUGAUAAAAAAGAUUUUUAUAUAAAUAACAAAGUGCUAUUUAAAAAUGAUCUCUAUAUAAUUAAGAAUAUACUUAAAUCGAUUAUAUUAAUUACUUUUUAGUCCCACCUUAACAUGUGUUUAUUAAGGUUAGAUCUGUCUAAUUUACAAUGAUUGUGCAACUGUUUACUUUAGCCAUAAUUAGACGUGAUCAAAUAUUUUAGUGACAAUAAUCGGUAAUUGGAAAAAAUCUUUAUUUGAUGUUAAAUACAAAAUUGUAUUUUGGAAACGGCUUCCAAAAAUAAAGAAUUUUUAUUAUAAUUUUUGAUUUAUUCCCAACUAUAUACUUAAUAAUAAUUUACUGUAACUUUUGCCAGCUUAAUAAAACUUCUUUGCAAUUCGGAAAGGCCCAAAGUAUGAUGCCUGGGGAAAUCGGAAAGAAGAGGAUAUGGGAUUACUGAUGAGGAGGAAAAAACCUCAGAAACCGCUAUAGACUCUUCCUGCACUCUCCGAUUUAACCAGAGUAUUAUGCAGUUGCUGCAUUUUCGUGUUUCAAAGCAAUUGAAAAUGUUUUACAUUUUUAUUCAUUUACUCUUUUGUUGAGUACUAAGGAAUCUUUCUUGUUGGAACUUUUACCACGCUGAGCAGAUGGGUUGUGAAUUAUUUAAAAUUCUCUCAUCUUAAUUUCCUCGGCAUCCUGUAUAAUUUAUAAUUUUUGAAAAUCUCGGGAGGUUGUAACCAAAGAAAGUAUUCCACCUGUUGUCAAUCUGGUGGUAUGAGAACGAUAUUUAUUGUCGUUUUCUGUGCUACUUCGAUUGAUAACUUACUUUGUUUUUCGGUAGAUGGCUCUAGUACAUCCGUGACAUUUCGUUCUUUGCAAUUCGGAAAGACCCAAAGUAUGAUGCCAGGGGAAAUCGGAGAAAAGAGAAUAUGGGACUACUGAUAAGGAGGAAAAAACCUCCGAAACCGGUAUACACUCUUCCUGCACUCUCCGAUUUAACCAGAGUAUUAUGCCGCUGCUGCAUUUUCGUGUUGCAAAGAAAUUGAAAAUGUUUAUACGUUCAUAUUUUUCAUUUCUUAGUAUGUGACCAAAGUAGCUCAUUUUUCUUUGCUUCAUAGUGUUAGUAUUUCUUUUUCUUUUUUCACCUUUCGUAAUAUCUCCGUGUUUGUUAUGUGUUGUGUCCAUGAUACGGCGGCAUGAUACCAUGUGGCAGCGACCGUGAAAGGUAUCUAGUAGUAGGCAGGUGCUUGUAGAGGAUUAUCGCUGUUAACUGCUGUGGAAUACUAAAGUAGUAUUUAUUUAUAAUUCACACAAUGGUAAACACACUUGCAAUAUACAACCAUACUGAUUCUAACGUUUGAAACCGUGUGUAGAGUGUAGGCCACAUGCUGAGAAAUAAUAAGUACCACAACUUAUAGUGAAAGGAAAGAUCGAGGGAAAGAGGGGACUAGGAAGGAAAAGACUAUCGUGGUUCAGAAACAUCCGACAAUGGACAGAGCUAAAUUUUGAACAGGUAAUAAGAACAGCUGAAUACAGAGAAGAGUUUACAAUUGUAUGUAGUAGGGCCCUAACCUCCAUUGAGGAGAGGGCACUUUAAGAAGAAGAACGUAUACAGUAUUCGAUAUUUUCUACUUUAUUGAUGUCAAUGAUUAUUUGGACUAUUGCUUGACAUUUUCUUCUUUUAUCCUUUAAUUCGUCCAAUUUUGAACAUAGACUUCCCCCAGUUUCCUCCAUUCGUUUCUGUUUUGUGUUUUCUGUUUCCAUUGCGUUUCUCCUAUCUUUCUAAUCUCAUCUGGGGUCGUCCUCGUGCUCUCUUUCCUGUCCAUUGUAUCCAUUGUUGCAUCGUGCUAUUACACCUAUUGUCUGUUUGUCUUGCGUUGGGACCUGCGAAACUCCAUUUUAUCCUGGCUAUAUGUUGUUCUGCGUCUUUGACUUUUGUUUUAUUUCUUUUCCAGUUGUUUUGCUUUUUGUCUUUUGAUUUUACUCCUAACAUUGCCUCUCUCCAUGGCUCUUUAUGUCUUAUUUAAUUCAUUUGCAGUCCUAUACUUCAUUUAGUUUGUUUACAUCUAUUAUACUUCAUUUUACAUCUAUUCCAGCUCUUCAGUAUUCGUGCUCAAUAUCAUCAAUAUCAACUAUAUUAGCUAUGAACCGUAAGUGGUUUAAAAAGCUUGCAUCGAAGUUAAACCAUUCCAGUUACUUAAAAACGUUUUUUAGGGUUAAGGUAAACAGUUUUAAUGAGAUAGAAUGACUUUGUCUUACUCCUGUAUAAACACUAUAAUUAUCGCAAAUUGAAAUCCACUUUACUUCGUACAAUUACAAUACAUAAGUCUGAGAAUAUUUCGGAGCUACUAUUUACAUGGUUCGUUCAAAUUUAGAAAUUUUGAACGUUAACUUAGAUGUAAAGUACUAGAACCCAGUCGAGGCCUUUGUCAAACGAAAGAAGUUACAUAUGUUUUCGUUUUUUUUUUGUUUUUACGAAUUCAAACCGCUAGACGUGAAAGGGUAUGGGUCUUUAAGUUAUUAAAGCACAUUAUAAUGAUUGUGUUAUUAUUAAUAAUUAUUAAUUAAUUCCCAACAAAUCCCGAAGAUGGCGGUAACAGGUUACGGUGUAUGACUCUUAGUUCGCGUUCAUCCUACUUAAAUUACUUAAAAACGGUUUAAUGUAAUUAUUUCUGUUAAGAUGUACUUACAUUGCUUUGUACUUAUGGAGUACUUUUUUAUUUUCAAUAAUUUAAGUAUGAACAAUUUUGGUUUGUUUUAAAACGAUGACAUGUCAGCUUCAAACCAAUAUUAGGAGUCAAAAAUUAUUUUAUUUAUAUUUUGUGACUCUUUCUAUAUUUUGUAAUUCUUUAUACAUUAUAUAUUUUCAAUUAUCUAUCUUAGUUAGACAAGAUUUUAACUUAAAAAAUAUAAAUGUUACCAAUAAUUUUACAGAGCGUGCUAGAAGUUUUGUUAAUGAUAGAAAAGCUGGAUGAAACAGGAAUUUUUUUACUCAUAAUUUUGAGUACAAGCAAAGACGACACACGGACAAACUAUUGUUUAUUUCAAAUUAAGUGAAAAAUAAUUUAUUUUGCAAGUUACACCAUAUAUUACAAUUACAAUUUUUCAUUGUUCGAAACAGUACUGAAAGUAUUUUGUCAACUUCUUUAAGAUGCGGUCAGUUUUCUUUUUAACCGCUUCAACGAACCCAAAUAUUGUUCCCCGUUCCAGAAUCUUACAGUUUCGGCAAUUAUGGGAAUGCUAAACAGGCAGUCAGAUCCUUCGAUUGAUUUGUCAUCUAUUUUUGACGUGAAAGAGCAACCCAGGCUUGAAUCAUGCCUUCUCGUUCAACUUGAAAACGUUUAAACACGUAUGUUGCCAUACAUUCCCUUCAGUUUGAGUAAAGAUUGUUCCAAGUUUAAUGAACAAAUUAACUCUUCGUUACUCUAUUAUCACAUCUACAAUUUUUCGGCGAUGCUGCAACGCCCCACGAAAACUAGCGAAGAGGAACUGGGGUGGCUAGCGUUUGGCUCAUGGCAGUCUUACUAUUUUAUAGUCACACCUCGUAUUUGUAUUAAGAUUUUAAAACUACUACUCCAAACUGUAAGAUUCGGGUAUAAAUCGAAUCGGAAUAGUGUAAAAAACUUGGUCUAUACCCUUUGAGUAAACACAUUAAAUAAAUAGUCUGGGCUGAUUAUCGGAGAAUAGGCCAUUUUUGGGAAAAGUUAUUUACCAGCAAUUUUAUUGCUGGAACCGAAUCCUGUGAUUGUAUAUAUUAAUAAUAUAGGUAUGCAAAGUCCGCAGAUAGUGUGCUACUUUUUUUAUAAACAAAAUGGUGCCCGAAAAUCGUGCUUUUUUUUCAAAUAUUGCUCUAUAACUCGGAAGAUUUUAACUUUACAACAAAAACACCGCAAUUAAAUUCUGCAUAGAGAUAUGUUUUUCCCGAAAAUCUUUAAUUUUCAAAUAAAGUUUUAGAUAAGUAAUUGUCUACCAAUAAUUAAAUAAUGUGGUGACUUAGAAGCCUUCUUGGUUUAGAUUACAGUUCCAGAAGCUGGUGAAAAUUGAACGAAUAUUUUACCAACAAUUCAAUUGUUAAUUAAUAAUUUACGGUUGCAAUAAUAACCAAUAUAAUUAUGAUAAACUGAUCAAACUUUGAAAUCUUAUAAAGAUGAGAUGUCUAUUUAAUAUUUUGUCGACAAAAUAUAAAUUUUUUAUUUUUUUUGCAUAAUCUUUAAAUGUUUAAAAAAAUAAUUAUAAACAAAUUAACGUUUCUCAGAAAGUUUUUAUUAUAUUCUAAUUUUAAAAAAUAGUUAAAAUGCGUAUUUCAAAGAUCUUGAAAAUGUAUGCUUUAAAACUUUUUACGCAACCAUUUACAAAAAAGUUAUGAAACAGCAAAAUAAACAUACGAUUACUACGUUGUUUAUAAUUUUUUUUAAUUCUUUAAAAGCGUAAAAGUAAGUUUAAAGUACAAGCUAAUUAUUUACAAAAAAUAUCGAUUAUGAAUUUAAUGGUUAUAUUUUAAUUAAAGAUUAUAUAUAUUUUUUUGUAAUUUACACGCACGAAAGUAGACUAAUACAGUACCGUAGCUAAAAUUUUCACUCAAAGCGACGACCGCCGCGCGAUUACAGUAGUUAAUAAAUAAAAUUAUAUUAUUCAGUCAGUCGCUUCGAGUGAACAUUUUAGUUCCGGCUCUGUAUCAAGCUUACUUUCGCGCUAAAAAUUACAAAGAAAAAUAUUUUUAAUCUUUGAUUAAAAUAUAACCAUUGAACUAAUAUUUGAUAUUUUUGUGAGUAAUUAGAUUGUACCAUAGACUCACUUUUAAGCUUUGAAACAAUUAAAACAAAUUAUAAACAACGGAGCCAUCGUAUAUUUACUUUGCUGUUUCAUAACUUUUUUGCAAAUGGUUGGAAAAAAGUUUUAAAGCAUUCAUUUUCAAGACCUUUGAAAUAAGCAUUUUAAGUAUUUUUUAAAAUUAGAAUAUAAUAAAGAAUUUCUGAGAAAUGUUAAUUUGUUAUAACUAUAUUUUUUUAACAUUUAAAGAUUAUGCAAAAAAAAGAAAAAUUUAUAUUUUGUCGACAAAAUAUUAAAUAGGCAUCUCAUCUGUAUAAUCUUUCUACGUUUGAUCAAUGUAUCAUGAUUACUUUGGUUGUUAUUGCGACUGUAAAUUGUUAGUUAACAAUUGAAUUGUUGCUAAAAUAUUCGUUUAAUUUUCACCGGCUUCUGCAAUAAUUAUAAUCUAUACCAAGAAAGCAUAUAUAUUUCACCAAGUUAUUUAAUUAUUGAUAAAUAAUUACUUGCCCAAAAAAUUAAUUUGAAAAUUCGAGAUUUUUUUUGGGAAAACCCACAAUUUCCCAGGAAAAUUUUCGUCGGAGCAAAUCGGGAAAACAUGCCUCUAUGUAGAAUUAAAUUACGGUGAAUUUUUAUUUGAGUGUUUUUGGUGUAAAGUUAAAAUCUUCGGAGUUAUAGAGCAAUAACUAAAAAAAAAACACGAUUUGGGGGCGCCAUUUUGUUAAUAAAAAAAGUAGCACACUAUCUGCGGACUUGGCAUACCUAUAUUAUUAAUAUAUAGGAUCAUAGUAUUCGAUUACAGCAAUACAAUUGCUGGUAAAUAACCGUUCCUUGUACUUUGCUAAUUAGACCAUUAUAACUAUUUUUUUUUAUUUAUAGAUUAUGCAAAAAAACGAAAAAUUUAUAUUUUGUCAAUAAAAUAUUAAAUAAGCAUCUCAUCUUUAUAAUCGUUAUAAGUUUGAUCAAUGUAUCAUGAUUAUUUUGGUUAUUAUUGCGAUCGUAAAUUUUUAAUUAACAAUUGAAGUGUUGCUAAAAUAUUCGUUUAAUUUUCACCGGCUUCUGGAAUUACAAUCUAUACUAUACCAAGAAAGCUUUUAUGUCACUAAAUUAUUUAAUUAUUGAUAAAUAAUUACUUACCUAAAACUUUAUUUGAAAAUUAGAGAUAUUGUUGGGAAAACCAGCAUUUUCCGAGGAAAAUUUUCGUCAAAGCAAAUUGGGAAAAACAAAUCUCUGUGCAGAAUUUAAUUGUGGUGAAUUUUUAUUUGGGUGUUUUUGUUGUAAAGUUAAAAUCUUCGGAGUUAUAGAGCAAUUAUUGAAAAAAACACGAUUUUCGGGCGCCAUUUUGUUUAUAAAAAAAGUAGCACACUAUCUGCGGACUUUGCAUACCUAUUUUAUUAAUAUAUAGGAUCUUAUAAUUCGAUUCCAGCAAUAAAAUUGCUGGUAAAUAACUUUUCAUGUAUUUUGCUAAUUAGCCCAGAGUAAAAGAUAAAAUUGUAUUUAAUAAAAUUCAAAAUGUAAUCGAAUCUAAUCAAAUAGGUCAGAAUUAAUCACAAUUGGAUUGAUCAUUUGAAAUCGACAAUAUUUUAGGUCUAUCCAUGCUUUUCUAUUGAAAUAAACUUUAAUUUUAAGUGCGAUGUUCAAAAAAGGUAUUGAAGUAACUUUAUUAUCUAGCGCUCUCUGUAAUGAGUUUAAUGAACCUGAUGAUACCAAGAAACUGUAUAAAAACUGAAGUGUUAUUAGUAUUUAAGUCGAAAUGUAUGUCAGGUCAUUAAAGCAUUUUUCUAAUGAUAUUAAAUGGAUAAACUCUGUAUUAGUGUCCUAUCGAAAAAUUACAAAUAUAAAUAGCUACUUUUAUAUUAAGAAUUUUGUAAAUUGUGUUUCAUUUAUGAUGUAGAAUAGUUUUUAAUGAAAUAUGCCCAAACCAGUUUUAAAAAAAUACAUAAACAAUAUAUUUUAAGAUGCAACACUGAUUUUUUCCAUUUGUAUAUUUUUGUAGUGGAUUUUAAAAGGCAAACUUUAAGUUUUGUGUUUAGUGUAUUUGUAUCUUUUAAGUAAGAACCAACACCAAAUUGGUUUGUAUAUAUACCGAUAUAUUUUACCAAUACCUACAUGGGUAAUUUGAAAAAGUUUUGGCCUGAUGAGAAAACGACAAUAUAUGCUUUCAAAAAAGUCAUAUUGUAUAGCAUAAUCUCCUCAACAGCAAUAGUUUUCAUUCAGUAGUAUUUCAGUCUCUUUAACCACUCCUUGUAUUGUUUUAAAGUGCUGUAAAGUACUUAUUUUCAGUCGACAUUGCUUCUGGGUUGAAUCAAAGUAGGGAUGGCGGUUGUUGACAAAACACCGGUUUUCGGUUAUACCGGUUUUUUUACCUACGGUUUAACCUGGCGGUUAUAACCGGUCAAAAAACCGGUUAUUCCAAAAACCGAUUAUUCCAAAAACCGGUUUUCGGUUUUUUUAGUCAAUAGCCAAUACCCAGUAGGUUACAAUUACAUUGCUCUUUACUUUGCGAUACUCCAUUCGAAUUGAUAUCAGUCAUCAGUGUUGUCAAAUCGGUUUCAGUCAACUUAAACUUGAUCGUUCGCGUGCGAGCGGCGAAAAAUUUUCUUAUUUUUUCUCUGAAUUCAUUAUUUUUUCCACUUAUUCGGUUUUUCACCGGUUAUUACUUUAAAAUGAAAAACCGGUUAUAAUCGGGACAAAAAACAACCGGAAAACCCGAUUAUUGCGGAGUAAAAAAACCGGUUUUAGGUUAUAAUAUUUUGAGACUAGAACUACUAGGGAGAAUACGAUGGAUGUUGUACCACUUUAUAUGCUCCGGAUAGAUCCCCAAUUUCAUGGUUCCAAAUUCCAUUGCCCUGAUUGAAAAUAAUUUAUCGUUUUUUAAGUCGGUGCUUUUUUGAUCUGAAGAACCUAUUUGGUAGCCGGAAAUUAAUUUCGCUAGGUAUUAAACCGAAUUCGAUUGCUGAGAUUUUUUUAACGCCACACGUACUCAAACUACUUUUUUGAUUGUCUACAAACACUUGCCGUGUGGAACGACUUGCAAGUUUACGAGGCGACUACUAAUACGUGUAUCAACGUAAAUGAAAAAAUCCGACGAGUAUGGCUGCGAUCUGUUAGCCAGAUCAAGUACUUAUCAGGCCGCUUUAGUAGUACUGCAAAUAGGAAUAAGUCAAAGCUGAAAAUAGAGCCGGUUAUCCUUCAAGGAGGCAUUUUAUUCCUUUACUUGUAUCUUCCUCAUUCAAAUUCAUUUUAUUAUCCCUUUAAGUAACGUUAGAUCGUAGAUCAUUCAUAUUUUUACUCUUAAAUUAUUUUGUAGGUAUCAUCCAAUGUAUUAUCAUCCUAAAUAGUUUAAAUCGAUUAUUACAGGUCUCUAAAUAAAAUAUCCUAUUAGUAUCAUGUUUCAUCAAAAAUUUAAUAUUAUGUUAUCUAACUUGGUUAGGAGGUUAACCCGAAUAACGUUAAUUAUCUCCGUUUUCCUAAGAGGAAAUUCAGAAAAAAUAGCAGGAAAGUUUAUGGUAUGGUUUAUUGGACAUCACAUAAUUUUUGAAACUUUUCGUCCCAUUUUUAAAUACUUUUCCACAAUUUGAAGAGUUUUAAUUUACAAAACUUGCAGUAACAACGUAUGUUUUUAAAAAUAAACUUAAAGUAUGUAUUUUUUUGAUAGAACACCAUUUAUUUUACUGAUCAAAUACGACUGGUUUCAUAGAUUUUUGUUUAUAAUAAUUCAUAAUUUUGUGAUUAGUGAUACUUAGUAUUUUUGUGAAUAUUAGUCUGUAAAUUUUAAAUAGGCCAUGUACAUUAAGAAAUACUAUUUAUGAAUGUAUAAAAUAUUCUUCGACAAUA
Molecule: messenger RNA, 12689 nt
Organism: Diabrotica virgifera virgifera (western corn rootworm)
Lineage: Eukaryota; Metazoa; Arthropoda; Insecta; Coleoptera; Chrysomelidae
Product: monocarboxylate transporter 3
Exons: 7
Coding region: 291-2705 (804 amino acids)
Biological process (GO): transmembrane transport; monocarboxylic acid transport
Molecular function (GO): monocarboxylic acid transmembrane transporter activity
Source: RefSeq, a predicted model, not a curated record